AGUUCUUGUUAUUUCCUCUCUGAUAUAUGUUUACUUUAAUAUCGCUUAUUCAGUCGCUUGAUAUAUCGUCGGAAUAAAAUUUUAGUAAUGUGAAAGUAAUUGUGAGUAGAUUAAUAAAGUAUAGUAGGAUAUUAGAUUCAUGUACAUAGUUUCAAGUGAUAUCAAUCUUUAUGUCUAAUAUAUACAUGUGUAUUGAUCUAUAAGUCAGUGUUAAAAUAACAAACAAAUGGCAGAAGAGGGAAAGAAGAUUUCUUUCGGUUUUGCGAAAUCUAUUAGGAAACCUGUGUUAAAAAAUGUUAUUCCACAAAAAGAAAAGAAAGUUGAUUACAUUGAAUGUCUUGAUGAAAAAGGUAUUAAAGUAAUAGGUGAGGAAGAAAAAAAAGAUGAACCUCUAAUUAUUCCAUUGCUAGGUUCAAAAACCUGGCACGAUAGAAUUGUUAAUAAAAUAGAUGCAGAUAUUUUCCUUCCAAAGGCAGAUAAGGAAAAGGUAGAAGACACUAGUGUUAACGAGUCAAAGCUAUCUAAUGGAAAAACAUCGCCAAUAAUAUCAAUAAAGAAAGAGCCAGUUGAAGAUAGUGAAAAUAAAGUUGUUACUUUAGAAGAGCAAGCGGCUAAAGAAAUCAUUGAGGAACUUAAGUCAAAGAAUGAACAUGAAACUAAAACAAAUGAUUUAACUUUACCUUUAGUAGAAGAUGAAUCAUUAAGAGGCAAAGAACAGUCUACGUUAGAAGAUUAUGAAAAGAUUCCUAUUGAUGCUUUUGGUGUAGCAAUGUUACGGGGAAUGGGAUGGCAACCAGGAAAGGGAAUUGGUAGAAAUGAAAAAUUAGUAGCAGCUGUCAUACCAGAAUUACGACCAAAAGGUAUGGGUCUUGGCGCAGACAAAGUAGCAUUGCAGAAGAAAAAUACAGAUUCCAAAAAAGAAGAGGAAGAACUUAAAAUCGAGAAAGGAACAUUUGUGAAAAUUAUAGCUGGAAAACAAAGUAAUAAUUAUGGUCAAAUAGAAGGAUUCGAUGAUGAUGCAGGAAGGCUCAUAAUAAAACUAGCUCUUGGUGGAAAUAUAAUAUCUGUAAAUGAAUUUAUGGUACAGCCAGUGACUAAAUCAGAAUAUUCAAAGAACUCAAAAGUUCUAAAUACAAAAAAGUAUGAGGAAUAUAAGGACAAGGAAUCCAAGGGACUCAAGCAAAAGACGGAUAGAAAAAGAUCAAUGUCCCCUAAACCCGAAGACAGUGAAGAUGGUGACAAGAGUAGUAAUAAACGAAAGAAAAUCAGAAGUACGAUGCAUAAUAAGGACAAGUAUGAUAAAAUGGGGGAUAAAAAAUCAGAAAAACGAAAAAGGCGCUCCGAAUCUAAUGACGACAGCGAUAGUGAUUCUGAAAAGAAGAGACGGAGAGAAAGAAGUAAUUCUAAUAGUAAUGAUUCUUAUAAAUCAAAAAGAUUGAAGAAGUCAAAGAAACAUAAAAAACACGAUUGCUCAUCUGAAAGAUCAAGUAAAAAACCAAAAGACGAGAAAGAUCAAGAUCUCGAUCAUUUAGUAGGCAGUAAUAUUUUCCAGGAACGUAUUCGGUCAUUUUACUUUCAAGAUAAAUUGUACAAUUUUAUUUAUACACAUUUUAUAAUAAAAUGUAUUUUUACAAAAGUAUAUUUCUUUUCUUACCCUUAACUGGAAAUUACAUUUGAUUAUAAUAUGUAAUAAUGUUUACAAUUACAUCAAAAUUAAUGUCCUAAACUUUACCAAGAAUUAUUAAAAA
Molecule: messenger RNA, 1748 nt
Organism: Bombus impatiens (common eastern bumble bee)
Lineage: Eukaryota; Metazoa; Arthropoda; Insecta; Hymenoptera; Apidae
Product: G-patch domain and KOW motifs-containing protein
Exons: 6
Coding region: 227-1660 (477 amino acids)
Biological process (GO): mRNA splicing, via spliceosome
Cellular component (GO): spliceosomal complex
Molecular function (GO): nucleic acid binding
Source: RefSeq, a predicted model, not a curated record